Messenger RNA from Spodoptera litura, 1125 nucleotides. Its product is annotated as cytochrome P450 4C1-like. Lineage: Eukaryota; Metazoa; Arthropoda; Insecta; Lepidoptera; Noctuidae. Gene Ontology annotation, molecular function: monooxygenase activity; oxidoreductase activity, acting on paired donors, with incorporation or reduction of molecular oxygen; heme binding. The record is from RefSeq and is a predicted model, not a curated record.
AUGUGGAAGAUACACCAUAAAUUAUUAAGCCCAGCGUUCAGUCAGCAAGUCCUGAAUACGUAUUUGAAUGAAAUGGACGUACAAGGUCAAAAUCUAGUCUCGCAAUUGGCAACAGUGGCGGAGAAGGGACCAGUUAAUAUCACUGACUUCUUAUUUAAACAUGUCCUAAGAACAGUUUCCCGUACGUCACUGCGGCUGGAUGCUAAAGAUCAGGAUAUGAUUGACAAUGACUACGUUGAAGCGGUUGAAGAAAUAGGAAACAUUAUAAUUCAUCGCGCUUUAAGCCCACUGUUACAUCUUUCAUUUUUAUUCAAUAGGACCGCAAUGAAGAGAAGGCAAGUGGAACUAAGUAGAGACAACAGGAAGCUGUUAGAUCCUAUAAUUCAGAAACGAAAAUCUGACUUAAAAUCAACUAAACAUACAGUCAAUAAUAAUAAAGAGUAUUCAGUACCAGGUAAAUUCAAACCUAUAUUAGAUUUGUUGUUGCAUUUAUCUGAUGAACAAUAUGCCCUCUCCGAUGAUGAAAUCAGGGCGCAUCUGAAUACUUUUGUGGCAGCUUCAUUCGACACAACUUCAUCAGUACUUCAGACCGUGUUGUUAGCGCUUGGAUCAUAUCCUGAUGUACAGGAACGAGUUUUUAAUGAGAUCCAAGAUAUUUUUGAAAAUAGAGAAGAGGUGAUUAAACAUGACCUGGCAAAACUCGUUUACUUGGAAGCAGUGAUAAAGGAGGUAUUGAGGGUUUAUAAUGUAGUUCCUAUGAUAGCGCGGAAACUUGACAAAGAUAUUGUACUCCCAAAAUAUACUCUACGAGCUGGAAGCUCCUGUAUCCUGUCGAUAUACGGCCUUCACCGUCACUCCUCGUGGGGCCCAGAUGCGAAGGAGUUCAAACCGGAGCGAUGGUUGAAUCCCGAAACUUUACCUACUAAUCCCAACGUAUACUCCCCGUUUGGUAUUGGCAAGCGAAUUUGCAUUGGAAGACAGUACGCCAUGAUGUCCAUGAAGACGUCGCUUAUCCAUAUCGUACGAAAUUUCCACAUUUCUGGUGAUAUCAGUUCAUUGAAGUGGAAUUUUGAAGUCGUACUAAAAGCAAAAAAUCCUCUUAUUACUUUGACGUUAAGGUCUUAA